This is a messenger RNA of Manis pentadactyla (Chinese pangolin), 2934 nucleotides long. It is a transcript of the gene IL36R, whose product is annotated as interleukin 1 receptor like 2. The record is from RefSeq and is a predicted model, not a curated record. Gene Ontology annotation, biological process: regulation of inflammatory response; signal transduction. The coding region runs from base 513 to 2441 and encodes 642 amino acids. The transcript is spliced from 12 exons. Lineage: Eukaryota; Metazoa; Chordata; Mammalia; Pholidota; Manidae.
CGCUGCCUGGGGAUUCCGUUCAGGCCCCCUGCCCGGCGGCUCCCGAGGCGCAAGGCAGGCGCGCGCGGCGCGCGGGUGGGGACCGGGCGCCACGACGCGCCCUGGGCUGGGGCCGUGGCGGCGGGGGUUUGGGGGGGGCGUGCGCUUGUGCGGCCCCGGCCGGGAGGCAGAAGAGGCUGCCACCGCUGCCCGGAGGAGACGACCUCCCUGCAGCCCCUGCCGCGACCUCCCCACCGCCCUCCGAGCCCUCGGGCCGGUGGCGCUGGUGCUGCAGGUUCCGAGCUCGGGCGCGGGGAGCCGCAGCCGCAGGGAGGGAGCGUUCGUGGCGGGAGCGCGUGGGGCGGACGUCGGAGGCUCCCCUGCGAAGGGAAGGCUGGUGGCCUGGGCUGGGAUCUCUGCGAUCCGGAGGCCGCCGCGCAGUGCCGGCGGAGGGCGCGCUCGGCGCUUGGGGCUCGGGGCUUAGCGGGCAGAGCCCCCACCCUCGUCCUUCUUCCUCGCAGCCCGCUGCGGGGAUGCUGUCCUUACUGCUCUGCGGUGCGUCCAUCGCUCUUCCACUUUUUGUCGGAGCAGAUUCAUGCAAGGAUACUGGUGUGCAAAAUGAGACACCUGCCAUAGGCCAGCCUUUUGCUUUUAAUUGCACAUACCCUCCUAUAACAUCAGGAAAAGUAUGUGUAACAUGGUAUAAAUACCCUAGCAGAACGCCUAUAUCCAAAAACAUAGAGUCUAGAAUUCACCAGGAAGAACAAUGGAUUUUAUUUCUUCCCUUGAAAAUGGGGGACUCUGGGAUCUACCAGUGUUUUAUAAAAGGACGCAAUUCCAAGCUCAUGCGCUGUACUUGGUUGUCACGAAUUUUAAAUCUCUUUUCACUUGUAACAGUUCCUCAGUCUGUUUUUCACGAUGUUGACAUUUUUGAGGAACACAAGCAAUUAUGUGAUGUACUGUCCCUUAAUUUGGGUUUGCCAGGACAUUUCUUCAUGACUAGAUUCAGGAUGAGGCUUCUUGGCUGGAAUACUAUUGAUACAAACUCCUGUCACAGAAUAAAUGUAAACCUAACUGUGUUUGAAAAAUACUUCUGUGGUACUCUCAGAGACAGUCAGCCGAGUUUAUCAGAUGAGUACAAACAAAUAUUACAUGCUGGAAGAGACGACAGUCUCACAUGUCAUCUGAACUUCCCGAAGAGCUGUUUUUCAGAUUCAAUAAGGUGGUAUAAGGACUGUAAAGAGAUUAAAGGAGAGCGGUUUACUUCUUGGAAAACAAAGCUUUUAGUGAACAAUGUCUCCACAGAGGACAAAGGCAGCUAUGCCUGUCAAGCCACACUGACACACAGCACGGGGAAGCAGUACACUGUUGUCAACAGCAUUGCCGUGAACAUCUCAGAAAAAUUACAAUAUAUAGGAAGAAUCCCUGAAAUCGUUUAUCCAAAAAACAACUCAAUUGAAGUACAACUUGGCGCCACUCUUAUUGUGGACUGCAAUAUUACAGACACAUGGGAGAACACGAACCUGCGGUGCUGGACAGUCAAUAACACCCUGGUGGAUAUCUACUACAGAGAAUCCAAAAGGAUCAGAGAAGGAAUUGAAACCCACAUUUCUUUUCCCAGACAUAAUUUUUACACGAUGAACAUAACCUUCUCAGAAGUGAAAAUGGAAGAUUAUGGCCGUCCUUUCACAUGCCAUGCUGGAGUGUCUGCUGCUCACUUUAUAUUAAAGCUGCCAGCUCCAAAUUUGCAAGCUUAUGUGAUAGGAGGACUUCUCACCUUGGCAGGUGUGGCUCUGUGUGCCACGUGCAUCUACAACAUUUUUAAGAUCGACAUUGUACUUUGGUAUCGAAGUGCCUUCCAUUCCGCUGAGACCCUCAAAGAUGGGAAGCUAUAUGAUGCGUAUGUCUUAUACCCCAAGCCUCGCAGAGAAGUCCAGAGCAAUGAUGUGGAGACACUGGUGUUAAAGAUUCUGCCCGAGGUGCUGGAGAGACAAUGUGGAUAUAAGUUAUUUAUAUUUGGCAGAGAUGAAUUUCCUGGACAAGCUGUGGCCAACGUCAUUGAUGAAAACAUUAGGCUGUGUAGGAGACUGAUCAUCAUCAUAAGUCCCACAUCCCCGAGUUUCGACCUGUUAAAGAACAUGUCAGAAGAACAAAUCGCAGUGUACAAUGCUCUCAUCCAGGACGGGAUGAAGGUCAUUCUGAUUGAAUUGGAGAAAGUCAAGGACUAUACAGCCAUGCCGGAGUCAAUUCAGUACAUCAGACAGAAGCAUGGGUCUGUCCAGUGGAGUGGGGACUUCACGGAGAGGUCACAGUGCGCAAAGACCAAGUUCUGGAAGAAAGUGAGAUACCACAUGCCUCCCAGAAGGCGCCCAUCGCUUGCUGUCCAGCUGCUGAAGCACAUGCCCUGUGAUCUCCUGCCUGGCGAGUGGCCUUUGUCAGCCAGGAUUCUGAGCAACAUGUGAGAGAAGAGUCACCACACUGAGAUGGUGGAAUUCUAGUCCACAUAAAACAAAGUAAUCUGUCAGUUAGCUACAUCAGUUUAGGAGGUAACAGUCACAAAGAUGUUUGAUACUAAAAAUUGGCUGUAGACUAUCUUGACUUUCAAAGAUCCUGAAUUAAGGAGCUUAGGUACACAGUAGAACUCUCUCAUUCUGUGGUCACCAUGCCCAGCCUUAAACAGUGGCCUGCUCGCAUCCCCCAAAGUUCACAUGUUGGAGCCCUAAUGCCCAAUGUGAAGGUGUUAGGGGGGGCCAUGAGGAAGGAGUCCUCACAAAUGGGAUGAGUGUUCUUACAAAAGAGACCCCAGAGAGCUGCCUGCCCCCCCCUGCCACGUGAGGACAUGGGGAGAGUUCUGCAUCCUGGAAGAGGGCCCUCAUUCCACCAUGCUGGCACUCCGACCUCAGAUGUCCAGCUUCCAGGAGUGGGAGAAAUAAAUUUCUAUUGUUCACAACCCCU